Molecule: messenger RNA, 1763 nt
Organism: Folsomia candida
Lineage: Eukaryota; Metazoa; Arthropoda; Collembola; Entomobryomorpha; Isotomidae
Exons: 4
Coding region: 49-1605 (518 amino acids)
Source: RefSeq, a predicted model, not a curated record
UACUUUAAUUAAUAUACAUUUCAGAAUAGGUUUUAAAACCCAGCCUUCAUGGAGCCCCCAGGGGAAAUUAGUGUGAUGGAUAGGGCAAUGAAUAAUCCCAUUAUUUUGUCAGAAAUCAUAAAACGAUCCCCAUUGAAAACUUGUCGAUUAGUUUGUCAAUUCUGGAAUGAAAUGGUCCUCUCCCUUCCAAAUACGACACUUGCCUUAAAUCUGGAGUACGAGGUCGGUGACUACAACGCCAUUCCAUUUUUCGAUUUGUGCUUCACAUUGGAUGACCGACUUUCGAAACAGAUUGUUGCAACGUGUACAUCUGCUCCUUCUGACGAGAACCCCUCUGACUGGAUCGAUAUCUUCGCCUACAGACUUACCCAUGUUUGUGACAAGUUUAACGACAGCGUGCAAAUUUUGGAGAUUACCGUCGACUAUGCAGCCUGUUUACAAUCAGUCUUCCAAGUUUUGAAAAAUUGCUGUCCCAAUUUAAAACAGUUAGAAAUCUCUUACGAUCUCAACGAGGAUGAAUCAUUAGAUUUCAAUAAAGAAAUCCUGCUAGGGCCGCUCCUACCAAAGCCAAAGUUGACAUUGCUCACGGUCAGGUCUGAAGUCAAGGUGACCCCGUCUCUCACCAGCCUUCUUCAGCUGGUUGUCAAUGCCUCCCCAAAUCUAAGAGAGGCCACCAUUCCAUGGGGAUUCUGUCCAGAUUUUGCCAAUUCUAAACUUCUUGGCUCCUUAACGGUCAAAUUGGAACUCACUCGGCGAAUUGAAGACGCUAUGGCGGAAUUUAAACCUUUGGAACUCACACGUUUGUUGAAUCAAGUUGCUGACCAGCUAGUCAACCUCGGUUUUUCUCAUUUCGACCAUUAUGGGAUGAAUUACAACGAGGCCUACGAUUCGGGUCGAAGAAGAGUCCAUUUACCGAAAAAUAUGCCGAAACUGCAAAAGUUAGGGAAUAAAAUGGUCGACAUAUUUCCGCUCCAGGAUAUCAAAGUACUGUCCGCUCUGAAAACGCUUGAGAUUGGAAAGAUAUUCAAAAAGUCGAGAGUUGUGGAUGAACUUUUGGAAAAUAUGUAUCGAGCGAACGAGGUUUUCGCGAAUGUAAGAAAUUUGACGAUUUUCGAGAUUCAGAAUCCCAAACUUGUUCAUGGAUUGAAGACGGCGUUUCCCAACUUGGAAAGAUUAGAGUUGGAUACGCGUUGCGAAAAGGAUUUCAACCGGGCCCUGGCUAGGAUGAAUUUGGGCGUGGUGCUCAAUGCGUUGAAGGGUUGGGAGGGAUUGAAACAUUUAAAUUUGAAGCUACCUAAUUUUUCACGAAAACGGGAUGCCAUUCAGACUUUGUUGAAUGCCGCGGAUUUGUAUAAAGAGCUGAAAAUUUUGGAAAUUUGGAUAUGUCAGGAACAUUAUAAAAGAGGAGAUUUAACGAAUUACGAGAUGGAUCAGUUCGAGAAACUGCUCGUUGCGAUGGAUGGAAUGGACCGGGUCACAAUUCAUGAUAUUUAUGUUAGUCAAGAUUCUCGGAGAAAGAUAUUGGAUUUCAUGGUGUCAAAGAAAAUGUCCGUGGACAAGUUUAAGAUUUUUCAAGGGGGAUUGACGUGUCGGGACAAGUUGUAAAUUUGUGGGUGCAAAUUCGAGUUUUGUAGGAAGGUCGUCAGGGAUAUCAUUUCUUAAUCGCCUUAUAUAAUAUACAAUUUUUGUGUGUCUGUUAAUUCCAUAUAUGGAUGCCAAAUUUACCUGGCCUUGCACUAAUUUCUAUCUGUAUUUAUUUCGUU